AUUGUAAUCUCGCUCCAGUCCAACGUGGUUCCUCCGGAGCGCCGCUCGUCCCGCGCGACUCGUCGAGAUUUGUGACCUCCAUCAUCUGUGGCCUCUAUCUCAUUACACACCUCAAACAACAAACCAGUCUGGGGUUGAAUGUUUGUGGAUGACAUGAAUGACAAACAGGACAGGCCUUAUGUGUGCGGCGCCCCGGGCUGCUCUCAGCGCUUCCAGUCGGAGGAGCACCUGAUCAUCCACAGACGCAAGCAUGAGAUGAGCCUCAAGUUCCCUCCCAUCAAAACAGACACAGCCUUUACAGACCAGACACCAACGCCAACCCGAUUUUUGCAGAACUGUGAAGAGGUUGGUCUGUUCAAGGAGAUAGAGGAGGAGUUUCUUCAAGCACAAGAAGAGGAAAAGAGCAAACAGACGCUUAACCAUAAUGGGCCGUCCUGUAUGAACCAGCACCAGCUCAAAACCCAGCUUCAGCUCCAGCACACGCAUCCCCAGCCUCAGCACCCACAUCCCCAGCCACCGCUGCACCAUCCCCACACCCACGCUCUGCAACGGCCACAGUGUCAUGGCCCCAUGAUGGCCCCCAGCUGCAGCCUGGCUGCCCAGCAGACACUGUCCUCCUCCCAGUCCGGAUCGGUCAUCACCCAGGCUCCUUCCACGCUCACACACACAGGCCCAGUUCCCGGGCCGCUGUCCUCCCUCCUUUACAUGCGGAACAGACAUAGACAGCCGCUGCCGGCCUCCUUACCUGGCACGCUGCCUGAUCCCGCCAUGCAGGGAGCGUCUGCACAGCACAUGUCUAUAGAGAAGCAGAUGUCUUGUCUAAUGGGGAUACCAGGUCCCGUACACAACCCCUCCUGUUCCUCGCCUCAGAGAUCCAAACAGACACUGGGUCAUCAUUUCCAACAGCACCACCCAGGAAUGGUUGCCAUCAACACCCCCGGCACAUCCAUGGGUCAUGUGAUGGACAUGAUGUCACAGUGCCACCAGGCCCCUCCACUACAACACCACCAUCAUCCUCAUCAUCCACAGCUUCCAGCUCCAACCCUCCCCUAUCCACAGCGGUGCCACGGCCCUCCGCAGCAGCAGCAGCAGCACCUGCAGGGAAGCUCUCUCAGCCACCAGCUUCACCAUCCAGGGAACGCACCGCACACUCAGGCUCACCAGUCACCGCCUUCACACCUUCAUCAGCCAUCCCCGCCUGCACCUCCGCUGCCUGUUUCAGCACAGUUAUCACCAGUUGAACAGCAGAUGCACUCCUCGCACCCUUCCCAUUCCCAGCACGACAUGCAGGCAGGGGGUGGCUGCGGUGGUGGUGGGGCAAGAGAAGGAGGAUGCAGCAACCGUCGCCGGAGGACGGCGGAGCAGGACCCAGACGAGCGCAGGCAGAAGUUUCUGGAGCGCAAUCGGGCUGCAGCCACUCGCUGCCGACAGAAGAGGAAGCUUUGGGUGUCGUCGCUGGAGAAAAAAGCUGAGGAGCUGACGCACACAAACCUACAGCUACAGAAUGAGGUGACGUCGUUGAGGUCAGAGGUGGGUCAACUCAAGCAGAUUCUGCUCACCCACAAGGACUGUCCUGUCACUACCCGACAGAGAGAAUCACAGGGGUACCCCAGUGAGUAAAACCCCCUUACCCUGUACCUGUCACUAGAAAUAUCACCAGAUGCCUGAAACCAAUCAUCUCCAUCCAUCAGGGUAUAAUUCAGACACAUUAUACCGCAUCUGUGCACAUAGUGUUGUUAUACCAAACCGCCCUCUACACACAGGAACCUAAAACUGCAACUAAACAGCACUUGAGAGUCAAAACUCUGCUUUUAUCCCCUUGAGUGCAUCCGUUCAUGCACUUUUAUUCCAGUGGAGAACCAAUCAGGAACAGGCACUGCACUCCGAACUCUCAUUCAAAUGAGAAUAUUUUUCAUUUUUCAUUCUCAUUUAAUGAAGCAGCUCUUGACGGUGUUUAAAAUACCCUGGAGUGCAGACUCUUGUUGCACUCGCAUGAAGUUAGCAUGCAACAAAAUGCAGACCAUGCCCAUCUUGCACUCCAGCCAGGCUAAUGUUAAUGUUCAACAAUAACUGAACCUGUAACUGACCUUAAAGAAUAAAAAUACUGCACCUUGUGGCUUUAAUGGAAAACAGCCAUUAUGAUUUAAGUGUUGAGCUUCAGAGAACAAUGACGGAUGCAAUAUUGGCAUGUGUUGUAUUCAUAUAUUUCUACUGUUGUCUUUUUACGUGUAUGUACAGUAUUCAG
Molecule: messenger RNA, 2245 nt
Organism: Paralichthys olivaceus (Japanese flounder)
Lineage: Eukaryota; Metazoa; Chordata; Actinopteri; Pleuronectiformes; Paralichthyidae
Source: RefSeq, a predicted model, not a curated record